GGCCACCACAAUCUAUGGCAAGGGGGGCACCAGCGCCAACAAGUUCUACGAGAAGCUCAGCCGCUUGUACCCAUUCUACCGAGACUCGGUGGAUAUCGAGUGGGAGGGCGUGGCGGUGAUGGCGGCCAUCGAUCUUUAUCAGGGUGGCCUUAUCGAUUUCAUGAUGGUGGACUCCAAGUUCACCGCGGGCAUGGUGGAGGCUGGCCUCUACCGCCUGCCCAUGGUGGGCUCCGCCCUGGUCAUGGUCUACAACUUGCCCUCCCUCAACAACACCCAGCUGGUGCUGGAUGGCGAGACGCUGGCGCUCAUCUGGUGUGGCAAUAUAUCGCAGUACGAGACUUCACUCCUCAUUCACAAGCGAAAAGAUUGAGAGUUUGUAGUCUGCAGAUUAUUGAUUCGAUUUAA
Acanthamoeba castellanii str. Neff is the source of this 405-nucleotide messenger RNA. RefSeq lists its product as uncharacterized. The transcript has 2 exons. The record is from RefSeq and is a predicted model, not a curated record. The annotation marks the transcript as partial. Lineage: Eukaryota; Discosea; Longamoebia; Acanthamoebidae.